CCUCCCCUCGCCCGACACGCCCCGCGCUGAGACCAGCGGAAGCAGCUGCGGUGGAGCUGGGUGCUGGGUCGGCCGGCGGGAAGGUCUCUGGCUCGGAGGGAUUGACUUGACUGAACCUCUGAAAAUUGGGUUCUUGGAUUCCUAGUACCAUGUCAGCUGGCAGAGUCCGAACGAAGAAAAAGGUCACUGCUUUAGAUCAAGCACCUGAUAAUCUUCCAUUGAGAAGUUCAGGGAGACAGGUGAGGAGAAAGGCAGCAGAGGUAGCCGAGGAGGAUGAAGAAAUAUUGGAGAAGAAAUACCGGAAAUGUGAAAAAGCAGGGUGUACUGCAACUUGCCCGGUCUGCUUUGCUAGCGCCGCCGAAAGGUGUGCUAAAAAUGGCUAUACAUCAAGGUGGUAUCAUCUAUCCUGUGGGGAACAUUUCUGUAAUGAAUGCUUUGAUCAUUACUACAGAAGUCAUAAAGAUGGUUAUGAAAAAUACACCGCAUGGAAAAGGAUCUGGACUAGUAAUGGAAAAAGUGAACCCAGUCCAAAAGCUUUUAUGGCUGAUCAACAGCUUCCUUAUUGGGUUCAGUGCACAAAGGCGGAGUGUGGGAAGUGGCGUCAAUUGACAAAGGAAAUUCAACUUACCUCACAAAUAGCCAAAGCAUAUCGCUGUGGCAUGAAACUGAACAAUUCUGCUAAGGUGGAAGGUUCAGACCAGUGCGCCAUGCCUGAGGAUCUGAGAGUUGCUGAAGUUUCAGAUCACUGGUGGUAUUCCAUGCUUAUCCUCCCUCCCCUGUUGAAGGACAGCGUGGCUGCUCCACUGCUGUCUGCAUACUACCCAGACUGUGUGGGUAUGAGCCCCUCUUGUACUAGUACUCACCGAUCGGUUAGCGAAUCCAGUCCGAUGAAAAUGGACAACUUAAAGACUCCACCUUCCAUAGCUGGGAUGAACAAAUAUUUCCAGCCUUUCUAUCAGCCCAAUGAAUGUGGUAAAGCCUUGUGUGUGAGGCCAGACGUCAUGGAAUUAGAUGAACUCUAUGAGUUUCCAGAAUAUUCCCGGGACCCCACCAUGUAUUUAGCAUUGCGAAAUCUCAUUCUGGCUUUGUGGUACACAAACUGCAAAGAACCUCUAACCCCUCAGAAAUGUACUCAUCACAUAAUUGUUCGAGGACUUGUACGCAUUCGCUGUGUUCGGGAGACAGAAAGAAUUCUUCAUUUUAUGACCAGGAAAGGUCUGAUUAAUACAGGAGUUUUGUCAGUUAAUUCAGACCAAGCCCUGCUUCCCAAAGACUACCACAAUAAAUCUGUAAUUGUGGUUGGAGCUGGCCCAGCAGGAUUAGCAGCUGCAAGACAACUUCAAAAUUUUGGAAUUAAAGUCCUUGUGCUGGAAGCAAAGGAUAGAAUUGGUGGACGAGUCUGGGAUGAUAAGACUUUCAAGGGGAUCAUUGUGGGGAAAGGAGCUCAGAUUGUGAAUGGCUGUAUCAAUAAUCCUAUAGCACUAAUGUGUGAGCAAUUGGGCAUUAAAAUGCACAAAAUUGGAGAGAAGUGUGAUUUGAUCCAGGAAGGUGGAAGAAUAACUGAUCCUGCAAUAGAUAAGCGCAUGGAUUUUCAUUUCAAUUCUAUCCUUGAUGUUGUGGCAAAUUGGAGAAAAGAUAAAAGUCAACAUCACGACAUUCCUCUUGGAGAUAAAAUUCAAGAAAUCUAUAAAGUUUUUAUUCAGGAAUCUGGUAUCCAGUUCAAUGAACUAGAGGAAAAAGUGCUGCAGUUCCAUGUUAGCAAUUUGGAAUAUGCCUGUGGCAGUAACCUCCAUGAAGUUUCUGCACGGUCUUGGGAUCAUAAUGAAUUUUUUGCGCAGUUUGCUGGUGACCACACCUUAUUGAGUUCAGGUUACUCAGCCCUAACUGAAAAAUUAGCUGAAGGCUUGGAUAUUCGGUUAAAUGUUCCAGUCUGUAGCAUUGAUUACUCAGGAGAAGCAAUCAAAGUGACCACAAAGGAUGGAGCUCUGUGGACAGCACAAAAGGUUCUGGUUGCUGUACCUUUAACUAUUCUUCAAAAACCAGCAAUUCAGUUCAAUCCAGGUUUAUCAGAUAGAAAAAUGAAAGCGAUCAAUAGUUUAGGAGCUGGAGUCAUUGAGAAGAUUGCACUACAGUUUCCUUACAGAUUCUGGGAGAGCAAAAUUCAAGGAGCUGAUUACUUUGGCCAUAUUCCACCUAAUUCAAGCAAACGUGGGCUCUUCAGUGUUUUUUACGACAUGGAUCCACAGCGUAAAUGCAGUGUUCUAAUGUCUGUAAUAACUGGAGAUGCUGUGCGAACAAUAAGGAAAUUAGAAGACAAGGAAGUGCUGCAACAGUGCAUGACUGUACUUCGGGAAUUGUUUAAGGAACAGGAGGUGCCAGAUCCAGUCAAAUAUUUCAUUACAAGAUGGAGCAAAGAUCCUUGGAUCCAAAUGGCAUAUAGUUUUGUAAAGACAGGGGGCAGCGGUGAAGCAUAUGAUAUACUUGCUGAAGACAUACAGGGAAAAAUCUUCUUCGCUGGAGAGGCCACAAACCGGCACUUCCCACAGACAGUUACAGGAGCCUACUUGAGUGGUGUUCGAGAAGCAAGCAAAAUAUCAGCGUUUUGAAUACUAAAGUUUACAUUUUAAAACAAAUCCAAAUCCACAUGGUGCUCAAAUUUGUGAAGACAAAAGUGAUUUCAUUGUUUAUGCCUUGAAGAUGCACUUCACACACAUCAUCCCUUAUUUUUUCACUAGGAAGUCUGUAUUAUGAAAGAUGGAAUUGUAAUGAACCUUAAAUAAUAGUAGAUGGACUGUCAAAUAGCUCAUAAGUAGUUGGAUAUUUCUUCAAAAGAAUAGUAGGUUUCUCUAAUCAUGUAUAGGGUGAGGAAAAAUGUCUAAGAACUGAUUAGAAAUACAAACAUGGGGGCCUUUGGUACUAUUCAGUUCUAUAGUAUGCAUAAACAAUCAACUUUCAUUAUUGACCUGCAAAAAAUAACAUAAAAAGUACUGUAUGAAGCUAGUAUUUGUUCAUGUAAAUGGCCUAAUAAAAAUAUUAUAUGGACAUUUCCUUUCUGUGCACUUAGUUUUAAUAAUCAAAACUUUAAUUAAAGAAAUAUAAUAGAAAUAGGCAACCCUGAAAAAUAAGUUUGGCUUAAAAUUGGGGUUGGUUUGUUUUUGAAAAGUUAAAUGAUAUGACAUCAUCCAGAAGCAAAUUUAAGAUGACAUAAUAACGUGUUGUACAGUGACAAUUUCAGUAUGUCAGCAUCAGCACCUUUUCUUUAUUUUUCAAAAACAUUGCUUAGAUGUAUUUUAAAACCGUUUGCUACAAACAUGCAAUAUGCAAUAUUUUCUAAAUAUAUAAUGGAACGGCUUGUCUCCUGGAAUUUUGAGUGCUCUAUCGCUGGAGAAUUUUCAAGAAAAAUUGCACAACAAUUUGUCCAAGAUGGUAUUACGACUCCUGCCUUGGGCAGGGGGCUUGUCUAGAAGACCUCCAGGGUCCCAUCCAGUCUUGUGAUUCUAUGAAGACAUGAAGAGUACUCUGAUUUACACAGUACAGACUGGAAAAGAAUUACUGUUUUAAAAUAGACAAGUUUUAAUAUUGUAAAUAUUGCUAAAUUAAAUGGACUAUAAUAAUGAAAUCGUAUAUAAAGAAAAAACAAAAUAAAUAUGAUUUCUGGAAAUUUUCUCUGAUCUAAAAUGCUCAAAGUAUGUGAAUAUUUAUCUAAAGCAGUUUAGCUAUGUUUUUUUUACCUAAACUUAUUUUCUUACUUAUUGAUACUUAUUAAUCCUUUUAUGUGAAGUUUUUAACAAAUAACAAAUGUACUAGCAAAUAAAGGAAACACAUCUUAAACCCAAAUGAUAUAAUGUGGAAUAUUUACAUAGUGAGGAAUAGGCGUCUGUAGGUACUUUAUUGUCAUUAAUGUGGAACUCCUGCUUUAAAUAUUGAAUCACUGUAUAAAUUGUUGGUACAAGGAAAGAUCAGAUAUAUUUUUCACAUUUAUUUAAAUGAGCUAAAAUAUCCAGGAAAAAAUCCCAAUUUUUUUUUGAAACUUGCUCAUUUAUUUACAUAUACCAACUUAUGUCUUGUAAAACAUUUUGAAGCAUUUACUACUGAUCGUAAGUAAAGUGACUUAAUAGCAAUAUAGUAACUGAAAAAAAAAUGCUCAUCUAUGUUAACAGGUAUAGUUUCGAAUUACAACAAUUGAACCCCAAAAGACAUUUGUUAAGUGAGUUUUGCCCCAUUUUACUACUUUUCUUGCCACAGCGAAGUGAAUCCCUGCAGUUAAUUUAAUGUUAAGUGAAUCUGGCUUCCCCACUGACUUUGCUUGGUAGGUUACAAAAAGUGAUCACAUGACCCCAGGGCAUUCAACUCUCAUAAAUACAUACCGCUUGCCAAGUAUCUUGAGUUUUCAUCACAUGAUUGUGAUGCUGCAGUGGUCAUGUGUGAAAAGAGUCAUAAGUCACUUUUUUCAGUCCUAUUGUAAUUGAACGGUCACCAAACAAAUGGUUGUAAUGGUUGUAUUCAGUGUCUGCAUAUAAUAUGUGACUUUGUACCUGUUCUCUGCUUGUUGUUUGGAAAAUAGAAACAGUAUAAGAAGUCAACCAGCUUCUUAGAUAUCUAAAGAAAACCUGGCAUUAAUUCAUAAAAAUAGAAGACUAAAGACUAGAGAGGGACUAGAAAACAGUUGGAUAUAGUAGUACUUGAGCAUACUGGUGUAACCAUGUAAGGUAGCUUUCAUUUUUUUUUGUUUAAGUAUAAUUUGCCUGUAGCUCCAAACUGAACAUUUAUCAUUGUUUGCUGACCAAACAGUCAAAUGAAUGAAAUAUGAUUUUUGUUUCUCUUAGAAUGACAUACUUAAAAGCCAAGAUUAUAAAUCAACUUGAAGUCCUGAUUUUAAUUAAUCCUAUAACUUGCUUAAACAAUUAUACAUUAUAACUAUUAAAGUAAAGGAUAUAAUUGAGAAAUAGGGUAAGAGUCUAAUGAUUUCCUAUGAUAGCUCACAGUUCCUUAGAAAUAUUUGGAUAAUUAAUCAUUAAUAUUCUUUUUUAUUCUUUAGAAUAAUUGUUGCUUAGGGAAAUGUAUACUCAUUGUCUACACAAAAAUAAAGUUCUUAAAAAUUUUCUUCAUUUAGCAUGAACAAGGAAUAUUUUGUCUAGAUGACACACACAGGCACUUUUGAUUCUGUAUCAAGUUUACUGUACAUGUAUUAAAAUAUCAGCGUACAUUUUCCUUAAAGACAUUUAUUGAAUAAAAAACGUACAUUCAGCUUAGUAAAAAUGAUUGCGUGCAAAGAAAGUGAUAAAAAUGAUAUAAGUUGAUCAGUUAACAAUAUUUUGGAAUAUAGAUCAAUGAUUCCAUAACUACAUAUUAAUACAUUAUUUAAAACCUGCAAUUAUUUUAAUCAAUACAGUCUUGGAGAAGUUAAUUAUACUUGACUUCACUUUAUGACACAUUUAUUUGGCAUUUGCUGGAAAUUUUAACACAUGAUGAUCUGAUCCCUUAAAGGAUUUUUGUGAACAGGUACUUCAUUCUGGAAUUGAAUAAAAAUUUCAUGAAUAAUUA
Molecule: messenger RNA, 5544 nt
Organism: Pseudonaja textilis
Lineage: Eukaryota; Metazoa; Chordata; Lepidosauria; Squamata; Elapidae
Gene: KDM1B
Product: lysine demethylase 1B
Molecular function (GO): zinc ion binding; oxidoreductase activity; protein binding
Source: RefSeq, a predicted model, not a curated record